AUGGUGAUGGAACUACACGUCUGGGGGAAACCCGAAGAACUAGCUAUAAUCAGUCCAAAUUGUCUUAUAAUUUCAUGGUAUAUGUCUCUUACAAUCCCAUUAGAUAAAUUUAAAAUUAUAACAUCAUCAAAUAAUAAUAUUUCUCAGAAUGGUGAAUUACCAGUACUUAGAGUCGAGGGUGAACAAUAUAAUGGUGUUUCUGAUAUCAUUAGAUAUUUGGUUGAUCAAGGAUAUGAUUUAAACUCUGGGUUAACAAAAGAGGAAAAAGCAUUGAAUGAUGGGAUUUCAAUUUUUUUAAUGGAUAAAUUUAAUAUUAUAACAGAUUAUUUCAUCUUUUUAAAUAAAUUAAAUUAUGAAAAUUAUACAAGAUCUAUAUAUGGACAAUAUUUAUCAUUCCCAUUACAAUAUAAUACUCCUUUGGGUUAUAGAUCUCAAGCAAAAUCAAAUUGUUCAAGGGUUGGAUUAACUGUGGAGGAUAAAACUGAAGUUGAAGAGGAAAUGUUACAAAAUGUUCCAACUGUUUCCAAAGUACAACAAUUAAAAAAUGAAUCAUUAAUUGAAGAUAAAUUAAUUAUGAAGAAUUCUUUAACAAAUAUGAAAUGUUUAAAUUUAUUGGAUUCUUAUAUUGAAAAAUUAUUUAAUUUACAUAAAGAAUUGGGUACCUCUCCUAAAACAACUUUCUUCAAUUCCUUAUCAACAGCAGAUUUAAUCCUUUUAUCACAUUUAUUUAUUCAAACAAAUGAUAAAUUCCCAGAUCAAUUUAUUAAAAAAUUCUUAGAUUUAAAAUAUCCAGGUUGGUUAGAUGGGAAAUUUAAUAUAUUCAAUGAAAAAAUUAAACCAAUGAUUAAUCAAAUAAAAUUAGAAUCUCCUGGAUUUAAUGAUUCUCCAAAUUUAUUGAAUUUUAUUAGGUAUGCUUUGAUAUAG
Messenger RNA from Hansenula ciferrii, 924 nucleotides. RefSeq names its product SAM complex subunit SAM37 (gene SAM37). Lineage: Eukaryota; Fungi; Ascomycota; Saccharomycetes; Phaffomycetales; Wickerhamomycetaceae. The record is from RefSeq and is a predicted model, not a curated record. The coding region runs from base 1 to 924 and encodes 307 amino acids. Gene Ontology annotation, cellular component: SAM complex. The transcript has a single exon. Gene Ontology annotation, biological process: mitochondrion organization.